AUGGCAACAACACCAGAGCCCAUCGCUAUCAUUGGCAGCGCUUGUCGUUUUCCUGGCGGAUCAAACACUCCAUCAAAACUGUGGGAGUUGUUGCGCAACCCCCGCGAUGUUCUUCAAAAGAUCCCUCCAAACCGCUACGAUCCUGGAGCUUACUACCAUCCAGACCCCACGCAUCAUGGCACCACGGAUGUUCAGGAACCUUACUUCUUCGAAGAGGAUCCGUUUGUGUUUGACAACACUUUCUUCAACAUUCAACCUGGAGAAAGCGAAGCCAUGGACCCUCAGCACCGGAUGCUACUCGAAACAAUCUACGACGCUCUUUGCGAUGCCGGCAUUCCAAUGGAAUCGCUGCGCGGAUCAUCUACAUCCGUAUUUGUCGGCUUGAUGUGCGAUGAUUGGAGUGGCCUUCUGACCCGGGACUGGGAUGCCUAUCCAACGUAUGCCAGUACGGGCAUGGGUCGCAGCAUUGCAUCCAACCGCAUUUCCUAUACCUUCGACUGGCAUGGUCCAUCCAUGACAAUUGACACCGCCUGUUCCUCGAGUUUGGUUGCUAUACACCAAGCCGUCCAGACAAUUCUCAGUGGAGAGUCUCGCGUUGCUCUUGCCGCUGGUUCAAAUUUAAUUCUCAGUCCCG
Messenger RNA from Aspergillus thermomutatus, 634 nucleotides. RefSeq names its product beta-ketoacyl [acyl carrier protein] synthase domain-containing protein (gene FSA1). Gene Ontology annotation, molecular function: 3-oxoacyl-[acyl-carrier-protein] synthase activity; fatty acid synthase activity. Gene Ontology annotation, biological process: secondary metabolite biosynthetic process; fatty acid biosynthetic process. Lineage: Eukaryota; Fungi; Ascomycota; Eurotiomycetes; Eurotiales; Aspergillaceae. The record is from RefSeq and is a predicted model, not a curated record. The transcript has a single exon. The annotation marks the transcript as partial.